Molecule: messenger RNA, 3959 nt
Organism: Condylura cristata (star-nosed mole)
Lineage: Eukaryota; Metazoa; Chordata; Mammalia; Eulipotyphla; Talpidae
Product: phospholipid-transporting ATPase FetA-like
Exons: 27
Coding region: 1-3501 (1166 amino acids)
Biological process (GO): Golgi organization; phospholipid translocation
Cellular component (GO): plasma membrane
Molecular function (GO): magnesium ion binding; ATP hydrolysis activity; ATPase-coupled intramembrane lipid carrier activity
Source: RefSeq, a predicted model, not a curated record
AUGAUCUACUUGUUUUACUUUACGUUUAAACUCAAACUCAAAGAGGUAGAUAGAUAUCUGCAAGCCAACAACAGAGAAUUCAACACUCUGUUCAAUUAUCCAAACAAUUCCAUCAAAACCUCAAAAUAUAAUGUCUUGAACUUCUUGCCGGUGAAUCUGUUUGAACAGUUCCAGAGACUUGCAAAUGCAUAUUUCCUCAUCUUGUUGAUCCUACAGUUGAUUCCCCAGAUCUCCUCCUUGGCAUGGUACACAACUGUGAUCCCCCUGUUAGUGGUGCUGUCCAUAACAGCAGUGAAGGAUGCCAACGAUGACCUGAAGAGGCACAAAAAUGACAAUCAAGUCAACAACAAAUCUGUUCUGGUGCUGACAAAUGGCAGGAUGCAAAAGGACAAAUGGAAGAAUAUCCAAGUAGGAGAUAUAAUAAAAGUAGAAAAUAACCAGCAUGUCCCGGCUGACAUGCUAUUACUCUCUAGCAGUGAGCCCUAUAGUCUGGCGUAUAUAGAAACAGCAGAACUGGAUGGUGAAACCAACCUGAAAGUGAAGCAGGCCCUCUCAGUUACCAGUGACUUAGAAGAUAACCUGAAGCUUCUGUCUGCCUUUAAUGGGAAAGUGAAGUGUGAGACUCCCAAUAACAAGUUAGACAAAUUCACAGGAGUACUGAGUUAUAAGGGAAGCAACUACUCUCUGGACCAUGACAAGCUGCUGCUCCGAGGCUGUGUCAUCAGGAAUACGGAUUGGUGCUGUGGCAUGGUGAUUUUUACUGGUCCAGACACCAAAUUAAUGCAGAAUAGUGGAACGUACACCUUUAAACAGACACAAAUAGACCAUCUCAUGAAUAUCCUUGUGAUCUGGAUUUUCCUGAUCCUAGGCAGCAUGUGUUUUAUCCUAGCAAUCGGGCAUGGCAUUUGGCAGAACCAAAAAGGCUACUACUUCCAGACUUACUUGCCCUGGAAAGAAUAUGUCAUUUCAUCAUUUGGGUCUGCCAGCCUCUUGUUCUGGUCCUACUUCAUUAUUCUCAACACCAUGGUUCCCAUUUCUCUCUAUGUCAGUAUUGAGAUAAUAAGAUUGGGCAACAGCUACUAUAUCAACUGGGAUCAGAAGAUGUUUCAUGAACUAAAGAACAUUCCAGCACAAGCUCGCACCACGACCCUUAAUGAAGCACUUGGCCAAGUCAAAUACGUAUUCUCCGACAAAACAGGAACCCUAACUCAGAACAUCAUGCUUUUCCACAAGUGUUCCAUUAAUGGGAUAUCCUAUGGUAAUGUCUUUGACAAGAAUGGACUGAAGGUCGAAAUUUCUGCUGAAACACAAAAGGUUGACUUCUCCUACAACAAACUGGCUGAUCCUAAGUUUUCAUUUUAUGACAACACAUUGGUGGAAGCUGUAAGAAGGGGAGAUCCUCAGGUGUGCUUGUUUUUCCUCUCACUCUCACUGUGUCAUACCGUGAUGUUAGAAGAGAAAGUGAAAGGUGAGCUAAUAUAUCAGGCUCAGUCCCCAGAUGAAGGUGCCCUCGUCACUGCUGCCAGGAACUUUGGCUUUGUAUUCCGCGCCCGCACAUCUGAGACUAUCACAGUCGUAAAAAGGGGGAAAACCAAAGUCUACCAACUGCUGGCUAUUUUGGACUUCAGCAGUGUGCGCAAGCGGAUGUCUGUUAUUGUAAGGACACCUGAAGACCGAGUGAUGUUGUUCUGCAAGGGUGCGGACACUGUCCUCUGUCAGCUACUUCAUCCAGAUUGUGGAUUCCUCAAAGAUGUGACCUUGGAACAUUUAGAUGAUUUUGCCAGAGAAGGUCUUCGCACCCUUAUGGUAGCCUACCGAGAGCUCGACGAUGCAUUCUUCCAGAACUGGAAUAAGAAAUACAGUGAGGCCUGCCUGUCUUUGGACAACCGGGAAAGUAAAAUAUCAAAUGUCUAUGAAGAGGUUGAACGAGAAAUGAUGCUGUUAGGGGCCACGGCCAUAGAAGACAAGCUGCAGGAUCAAGUACCUCAGACAAUUACAACUCUGAGCAAAGCCAAAAUUAAAACAUGGAUUUUAACCGGAGAUAAGCAAGAGACUGCUGUGAACAUUGCCUAUGCCUGUAACGUAUUUAAGGAUGAAAUGGAUGGGCUCUUCAUCGUGGAAGGCAAUGAUAAUGAAACUAUUUGGCAAGAACUCAGAUCAGCAAGGUACAAGAUGAACCCCAACUCUCUACUGAAAUCAGACCCAGUAAACAGUUUCCUCGCCACAAAUCCCAGAACACACUUCACAAUACCCGAGGAGGUACCCAGUGGCAGCUACGGCUUGAUCAUCAAUGGCUACAGUCUGGCCUAUGCUCUAGAAGGGAACCUGGAGUUGGAGCUGCUUCGAACGGCAUGCAUGUGCAAGGGGGUGAUCUGCUGCCGGAUGACACCUCUUCAGAAGGCCCAGGUGGUAGAGAUGGUGAAGAGGUACAAGAAUGUGGUGACACUGGCCAUCGGGGAUGGGGCCAAUGACGUCGGCAUGAUCAAAGCUGCCCACAUUGGCGUUGGCAUCUUUGGCCAGGAAGGAAUGCAGGCCAUGCUCAGCAGCGACUACGCCUUCUCUCAGUUCCACUAUCUUCAGCGUCUACUCUUGGUGCACGGCCGCUGGUCCUAUAUCCGCAUGUGCAAAUUUCUCAGCUACUUCUUUUACAAAAACUUUACCUUCACCCUGACACAUGUCUGGUAUGGCUUCUACAGCGGGUUCUCUGCACAGACAAUUUAUGAUACCUGGUUUAUCGCUUUCUACAACCUGGUCUACACUGCCCUCCCUGUCCUGGGCUUGAGUCUGUUUGAUCAGGAUGUGAAUGAAACAUGGAGCCUACGUUUCCCAGAGCUCUAUGAGCCAGGCCAACACAACCUCUACUUCAACAAGAAGAAAUUUGUAAAGUGCUUAGCUCAUGGGAUCUACAGUUCUUUGGUGCUAUUCUUUAUCCCCAUGGGGACCUUUUAUGACUCAGUGCGAAGUGAUGGAAGAGAAGUCUCUGAUUACCAGUCCUUCUCCCUGGUUGUGCAGACCUCCUUGCUCACAGUGGUCACAAUGCAGAUUGCCUUGGACACAACCUACUGGACGGUGAUAAGCCACUUCUUUAUCUGGGGGAGCCUGGGUUUCUACUUUUGCAUCUUGUUCUUCCUGUACAGUGAAAGCUUGUGCCUAAUGUUGCCCAGCGUCUUCAAUUUCCUAGGUGUGACCAGGAACUCUCUGACCACACCACAAAUGUGGCUGAGCCUUGUCCUCAGUGUGGUCCUCUGUAUCCUGCCUGUGAUCUGGUGGCACCUUCUCAGAUUACUGCUCUGGCCUUUCAGCAUGGGAAAGGUUAUUGAUAGAAUUCAGCAAUGUGUGAAACCGCCACGGCCCCCAAUCUGGUCCAAAGUGAAAGCGAGUGCUCGACGUUCUGCCUAUGCAUUCUCCCACAAACAUGGCUUUGGGGCCCUCAUCACUUCCGGCAAGACAGUGAGGUCCAGGCCCAAGAAAAACGUUACCGUUACCGGUAGAAGCUUUUAGGGAAAUUCCAAAGGAGUUAGUCAUUGUUUUAGCACCCUCAUAUUCAGCCAAUUUAGUAAGGAGGGGCUACAGGACAAGGUCCGGGGCCACAGCGGCUACAUGCUCCUCCACCCUCACUCCCUGGAUGCAGAUUUCAUUCUCUCCAGGGCUGUGCUCCAGCAAGCGGUAAGGCUGGGAAAGAGCCCCAGACGCCGAUUGGGGGCAUUUCAAGAAAGCAAGAUCAGGCCUCCCUUUCACAAACCUUUCUAAGACAAGCAAGUGUGGGAGUAGUGGGUAAGGAAGACCAGAGAGACAUGGGGGAGGGAAAAGACAAUAGGACCCAAGAAUCUUAUCCUUAUAAAUCUUGCCAGGGCCCCAAACAAAUAUAUUCCCACCUGAUACCCCUGUCAGGUUUAUCUGGGAUAAUCAAGGUGAGUCUUUUGCUGGCCCCAGGGCUAGUAAAAGGAGGAGGCAGGUAU